Molecule: messenger RNA, 1569 nt
Organism: Dracunculus medinensis (Guinea worm)
Lineage: Eukaryota; Metazoa; Nematoda; Chromadorea; Rhabditida; Dracunculidae
Source: the annotation of a GenBank genome assembly
AUGGACGGUGAUAUUAGCGAAAUCACUGGUGGAUCUACCGCAAUUGCACGAAUCACUUCUGGUACACUUCGCAAUGAAGAUUUUCGUCAACUUCUUUCGCGGAAAGCAGCUCAGUCUUCAACAACAUCUUCAGCUACAACAACAUCAAUUACACCUUCAUCAAAUGCAUCGCAAAAUCAAGCCACUCAUUCAUUCAGUCAUAGGCAAACGAAUGAAUCAAAGCGAAACCAAAAUAGUGUAAUGAAAGGAAAGAAGCAAAAGGAGCGAGAUGAACAGGAUGAAGACGACUUUUUUGGUCCAUCAAAUUUAACCGAAAUUCUAAAAAACUAUCGAGAUAGAGCUGAAGAACGUCGAAAAGGAAUUGGAAAGGAAGAUUCAGAUGAUCUUCAGGCAAAUAACGCAUAUAGAGCUGUUCCGAGUGAUAUUCGAGCUACUGCUGAUGCAGCGCAACGCCGAAAACAAGCAAUUCAGGAAAGUAAAUAUCUUGGUGGUGAUAUGGAGCAUACUCACUUGGUAAAGGGACUUGAUUAUUCUCUUCUUCACAAAGUCCGUUCUGAAAUAGCUAUGCGCGAGCAAAAGAAUGAAGAAAUGCUUGAAAGUCAAUACAGUAAGGACAACAUGGAAGAAAUUCGGUCAGAUAAUCCGAUGGUUCGUAGCAUUUAUCGAAUUUUAUUUCAAAAUGAAUUACCUUAUAGGAACGAGCUAUUCAGAAAAGGUCGAAUGGCUUAUGUAAUCGAUUUAGAAGAGGAGGAAAAUGAUUUGCCAACAACCCGCUUACGCUCCAUCCAUGAUUGUCCUGCUGCUGAAAGUAGUAAUGAUAUCAAUACGAGCAAUCUGCUUAUACAGAAGCUCACGCAAGUUUUAUCCUAUUUACGCACCGAUUCACAGAAAAAGAAAAAAAAACUCGAAAUGGAAGAACGGAAUAAGUUGGCAUCUGAACCCAUAUUUGAUUCGAAUAUAUCCAAAACCACUUCUGAUCGUGAUCGUCGGCGGGAGAGAGAUAAUUAUCGAGAAAGAGAUAGAGAUCGUCGACGGCUAAAACCUUCGUCAUAUUUCGAAGAUAAUGGACGUGAUGAUAGGGAUAAGGAACGCGAGAAAUUGAAGGAUCGAGAAAGACAUCGUGAUCAUGAUAAAAGUAAUCGAGAUCGAGAAAGGGAUCGACGUAAUAAAGAAGAAGAUAAAAGAGAUUACGAAAAGCGUCGCGAAGAAAUCGUAAAAUAUGCUGAAAACGUGCCACCAUCCCAGAAAAAAAAGAAAUCAGCAAUCGAGACUGAAGGUUAUGCUGAAUGCUAUCCAGGUGGCAUUGAAAUGUAUGAAGCAGCAGAUAUGCGAGGUAAUCGGAGGGGCCCAAUAAAGAGAUGGGAUUUCGAUGAUCAUGAUGAAUAUGAAAAAUAUAUGGAAUCGAAGGAGGCCAUGCCAAAAGCUGCGUACCAAUUUGGAGUAAAAACUAAUGAUGGACGAAAAACCAGAAAAAGUGGUGCAGAUAAAGAAAAGCACAAACUUGAUCGAGAAUAUUCACAAAUAACUAAAAUUCUGGAAAAAAGGAAAAUAGAAGGACAGAAAUCGUAA